Molecule: messenger RNA, 2677 nt
Organism: Oryzias latipes (Japanese medaka)
Lineage: Eukaryota; Metazoa; Chordata; Actinopteri; Beloniformes; Adrianichthyidae
Product: kelch-like protein 24
Molecular function (GO): protein binding
Source: RefSeq, a predicted model, not a curated record
GGGCGGGGCUUCCUGUGAGAGGCUUUCAAGUCCUGACUGAAAAUCGGUUUUUUACUGUAUGUGGGGCCGCUGUGGAGCAGUCACGACUAUGUUUUGCAGGAUUCCCAGCAGUGUCAGAAAUGGCUGAAGUAAACGCUGUCGGCGCUGGUUUUCUCCUGCCUUCCACUAUGAACGCCAUAUUCCAGGUCCAGGAGGAAGCCUGCGCCGCUACUGCUGCUGCUGCUGCUGCUGCCACUGCUGGUGGUACCGCUGCCUCUGCGGCUCCUCCAGCAUCUCAAAGCAGCGAGGACUACUUAUUCGUGGAGACCAGGCACCCCAACACAGUCCUGCAGGGCCUCAACAGUCUGCGGCUGAACAACGCCUUCUGCGACGUGACCCUGUGCUGUGGGGGGCAGGAGUUCCCCUGCCAUCGCAUCGUGCUGGCUUCUUUCAGCUCUUACUUCCAAGCCAUGUUCUCAGCUGAUCUCAUAGAGUCUAAGCAGGAGCGUGUUGCCAUCAAUGGUGUAGAACCACAGAUGAUCGGCAUGCUGGUGAGCUAUGCCUACACAUCAGAGGUCUACAUCUCCAAAGCCAACGUGCAGGCGCUGCUUGCAGCGGCCAACCUGCUGGACGUGAUGGCUGUUCGAGAGGCCUGUUGUCGCUUCAUGGAGCGUCAGAUGGAUGAGAUGAACUGCGUGGGGAUUCACUGCUUCGCCGAGGCCCAUUCUUGUAAGGUGCUAGAGAAACGGAGCAUGGACUACAUCCUGGAGCAUUUCACGACCGUUUGUCAACAGGAGGAGUUUCAAUCUUUGUGUGUGGAUAAAUUGACAGAAAUCAUUUCCAGUGACCUUCUCAAUGUGCCUAAAGAGGAAAUGGUGUUCGAAGCUGUCAUGUUGUGGUUGAAUAAAUGUCCAUCUCGCAAGCACAGCUUUGAAAAGGUGCUUGAGCACAUUCACCUGCCUCUCAUCAGUCCUUACUAUCUCCACGAUGUGAUUGAGUCUUUGGAUGUAGUGAAAGAAAGCCAGGCCUGCCAAAAGCUCAUCUCUGAGGCCAAGGACUACCUACUGCUUAAAGACCGCCGUGGGGAGCUCUACUGCUCCCGUGCCAGGCCUCGCAGGUCCACCGGGACCGCUGAAGUCAUCGUGACGGUUGGCGGGGAGGAUGACAAGGUGGUGCUGCGCAGCGUCGAGAGUUUCGACCCGGUGACAAACCAGUGGAAGAAUCUAGCGUGCCUGCCCUUUGCUGUGAGCAAACACGGCUUGGUCGUGUCAGAUUCGACUCUGUACCUGGCAGGAGGAGAGUUUCCAGACGGUUCGGCGAGCAGAGAGAUGUGGCGCUAUGACCCCUGCUUCGACUCGUGGAUGGAGAUGGCUCCCAUGAAUGUAGCUCGCUCUGAGUUGGGUUUGGUGAUGCUGGAUGGCUUCGUGUAUGCUGUCGGUGGGUGGGAGGGCCGCUCCCGCCUGGACUCUGUGGAAUGCUACAAUCCUCACACAAACUCUUGGCAGUUUACGAAGUCUGUAAAAAUGGCCGUCACAAGUCCUGCGGUCGUAGCACUAGAUGGCCUACUGUAUGUUACAGGUGGUGCAGUUCUCGAGGACGGCGAUGGUACUGACCUAGCACAAGUUUACAACCCUAAAACUGCAACGUGGACAGAGGUUGCCCCAAUGCAGAUUGCUCGCUCAGGUUCAGCUGCCUGUACUCUGAAAGGGAAGAUCUAUGUCAUAGGUGGAUGGCAUGCGUCAACUGAGAACACAGACAAGGUUGAGUGCUACAAUCCAAAAACCAAUCAGUGGACGAUGUGUGCCCCCAUGAAGGAAAGGCGGUACAGGCCUGGUGCUGCUGUAGUUGAUGGCAAGAUUUAUGUCCUAGGAGGAGAAGAAGGCUGGGACAGAUAUCAUGACACUAUUGAGAGGUACUGUGAAGAAGCCGACACUUGGGAGAUUGGCGGGGAGAUGCCCACCAGUCGAAGCUGGCUCAGCUGCGUGUCUCUCCAGCUCCGGAAGGAUAUCCCUGCAAACAGUUGUCCUGACACGACGACCGACAGCUGAAGCACCCCGUCAGACUUCCUGCUGACGGGUUUUAAUAACACUUGCACAAUCCUUGGAGGCCGCAGGCUGCCGAGCUCAGAGCUGUGGAGGCCUUCGAACUUGAGAAGCGGCGCAAAGCUGUGACUGUUUGACAUGAUGGUGAUCAGUUCCAUUCAGUGACUGCUUGUGGAGUAAGUCUAGUUUACUUGAGUUACUCAGUUUGCGAUUGUGGUUAAAAUAGGUGUUCAUCUAGAGGAUCUUGAGUUACUACUAUGACCCACUUUCAAUUCAGGAGUGCGUCUUUGCUCUGUGUGUGGAGGAUAUUUUAGUGUCCAAGCAACACAAUCUAAGGAAGCUCCCAGCCAAUACAAUGUAUUUUUGUAUUAUGUGGUGUAUUUAUUUGGGAGUUAACUGUCAGAUCAACCUUUUGUACAUAGUUUACAUGUUGUAAUGCAAGCUCUGUUGGACACAGCAUCUUAUAGAUAUGUUCGAGAUUUCCUGUGGUAAAAAGAAAUGUGCACUUGUCUUUAGUUAGAUCCUUUAAGUUUUAAAUGUUUGUAUUUUUCAAUAUGUAUUUUAUUAAAUAUAUUUUUGUAAUGUGGUGUGAGUCCAUCAUUAUGGUGAAUUGUAAGUAAAGAUAUGUUGUAAUAAACAUUUGUAAUAUGUCUUUA